UGGGACUCGAUGACGCUGGACCCUGGAGACCUCCGUCCUGAGGGAGGCGUGGGGAUGGUCCUGCGAGAGGAGCUGGGAUCAAGACCCGUGAAAACGCCGCCUCCCGGCAGAGGGAGCGGGCUGGCGGAGGUCCUGGGGCCUUGGGGAGCCUCGCUGGGCGUCCCGGUGUGCUGGCUGUUAGACAAGGCGUCCAUCUGCCAGAGGCCGGGCAGGGUCGCACCGCUGAUGUGGGGGCGGAGGAGGGUAGCCGCGGCGGAGGCGGUUCAGGCACGCAGUCUCCAGGCCGCUGUGGCGCUGGCCCGUGCACGGAGUCCAGGUGGACUUGCUCCCAUGCAGGGCCCCACUGGCAUCGGCCACAACCAUCCCAAAGAGCUGCAGCCUCUGGAGAAAGACUGUGUGCGGCUGGAGAAGGCAGCACCCAGGGCUGGCGGAGAUAGAGGCCCAUGCGUGUGGCCCGAGGUAACCAACCAGAACGUGCUGUAUGCACAUCACAGGGAGCUCUAUUCAGCGCACUGUGGGGACCUUAACGGGGAAGAAAUCCGGAAGGGAGCGGAUGCACGUACACGCGUGGCGGAUCCAUCCGCUCUACAGGAGGAACUGACAGAGCACUGUGAACCAACCACCAUACGAACGGGCAGCAGCCUGCGUUUGGCCACACAAGCCUUCACCUGUCCGUCCCUGCGUGACCCGCUCAGAAAAGAAUGCAGGCGCGUGGGCACUUGGUCCGCCGAGAUCCUUGAGGAUGACGAUGGGCCCCACCCCGCACCCAGGACAUGGAAGGGGGAGUCAGAGGUGAGCUGGUGGUGGGAGGCCAGCCCAGUGCGGUGCAGAACGGGGGCCCUGGGAAGGAAGGACCCACAGUUUGCCGAUGAGAGGGCUGAGCCCAGGGAGGUCACCGGGCUCCCAGGUCUCCGCAGGGCUCCACCCCUGGUGGCCAAGGACUCAGGCACUCAGACUGAGAACACGCUGCCCUGGGGCCUGCUGAGAGUAACCGGGAGUUUCCGCACGCACGCUCAGCAGCCCCGAGCGGCUCUGGACGCACCUGGGGAGCAGAGAGCCGAGGGCCUGCAGUGGCGAGUGCACAGUCUCCAGAUGAAGUUCAACGUGGAUUCCAGCCAGCGAAUCCCGAGAGCCAGGUGGCCUGUGUCUGCUGGCGGUGGCGGGGCCCGGACCGCAGUCCGGGACAGACUCCAGAGCCAGGCGCUGAAGGCUCUGGGAGCCAGCCUCGGUCCCUUCCCAGCCCGGCGAUGGGCCGGCGCCUGCCCUGGCCACCGCUCUCUGGCCAAGCCACGUCAGAACAGGACAGCAGAUUGCCACCCACCUGAUCUGAGAGGCGGCCGGGCCCCUCUGACGAGUCCGGGCUGCCAGGCUGACCUGACUGAGCCGGACGGAUGGUCCUCGAGAAAGGGUGCUGAGCCUCCCCGCAGCGGGCGGGUCCAGCUAGUGAGCCAGCUCAGCGGACUGCUCAGUAAGGAGGAGGGAACACCCAGCAGGCUGACGGAGCGAGGCACGGAGGCCGGCUGGACCCACGUGAGCACCGGGUGCGCGAAGCCCUUGUCUUCUGUGCAGGUCAGCAGUGGGCCGCCUCCUAGUCUGGUGACACUGGCCUUCCCUGUGAGUCCCAGAGCCGCCCUCCAGGCGACAGGAAGCUGGGCUGUCCCUCCACUCACAGGACCUCAGGGUCUCCUGACCGGAUGCAGCCACACCUCAGCCUCGGCCCAGGAGGACCCUGGGUUUCUCCUGCCACGUGACUUUUCCAGCCAUGUCCCGCCAAACACACUGGACUGCCCCCGGGUCCCGACGCAGGACUGGAGGAUCACAGCUUGGUGUUCAGAGCUCUUCCCAGGGCCCAAGGCCCGGUCUGAUGGCUGUAAAUCCAGGCAGGCCUGCGCGUGGUUCGACAGUCUGCAGAGAGGCAUUGGUCUACCAGUGAGCGGGACCCGGGUUUCCUUUUCAGUCUCGUCUAUUUACAAAUGUGCCUCCAAGUUCUCGGAAAUUCGCCUGAGAAUUUAUGGCCUCGGCAGAUGGACCAUGCCUUGA
Rangifer tarandus platyrhynchus (Svalbard reindeer) is the source of this 2040-nucleotide messenger RNA. Lineage: Eukaryota; Metazoa; Chordata; Mammalia; Artiodactyla; Cervidae. The record is from the annotation of a GenBank genome assembly.